AAAAGUGAAUUACUUUGAGUGAUUUGUAAUGAUAAUAUACAUCUACAUAAUUAAAACCUUUUCUCUGGACCAAUAAACACUUGCUUACAAGAAAACUUCCAUCAAAACAAACACAUCAAGUAACUAUGCACUCUGGAGCUGAAAAAGUUGUUGUGAAAUCUGAAGUAAGCGAUGACUAUGUGCUAUUAAAUGAAAAGGUGGAAAUGAAGAUUGAAUAUGAGUUGCAUCAUGCCCAGUGCUCAGUGUCUGCGGAGAGUAUUAAGUGUGAACCAGAAUCACCGGCCGAUGUUUUCCAGGAAGCUCUUCAAUGGAAACAAACUGCUUCAAGCUCCACAGCUUCUGAACCUGUGGCUAAAGAACAGGAUUUGUUGAAGUGUGAUAUUAGUUUUGGAUGCACAAUUUGUUUAGAGGAUUUUCCCCAUGAAGAGGAUUACUAUGCACACAUGAACAUGCAUCUUCAGAACAGCAAAGCUCACAGUGAAUGUGUGACGUCACGAGUGUGUGAGCCUAGUGCAGCUGUGAGCUCAGGCUGGCACUCGCCUCACCUCAUUGAGAACAAUACAAAGGAGCCAGAUGUACAAAUUCCUUCAACGUCCAGUACAUCGAUGGAGACUGAUGAUAUCGUGCCACCAACGUCUGCCAUACCUUUCGCUGUGCCACACACACCCCAUAACGCCAAAGCGCUACGACAAAGUAUGUAUAGAAAACGUAAGGCCGCGGAAAGAACUCCAGCAGAGGCAGCAGAUUUUGCAAAAGCAGCCGCCGAAAGACAACGUAGAUGCAAGCAACGUAGACUCGCCAACUCAGCUCUUGACACCGGCACGCUAGAGUCAGCCACAGUGUCUGCUCCUGUGGUAGUGGAAAGAACAGUUACUGCCCAGACCAGCGCUCAGCGACAACGUGCUUACAGACAGCGUAAAGCUGCUCAAAUUGUUUCACAAAUAAGUACUCCACCGACUCACACAGCAGUGCAACCGGAACAAUCAACCUGGAAUAUCAAAUGGUCGUCGUCAAUAAAGAGGUUUAAAACUACAUUUCUGGACAACGAAUUUGGCCACGCUUGCUCUGUUUGCGACCGAUUGUGGUUCAAGAAUGACCUUAAAAUCAUCACUGCUGCACAACUACAGGUCAUAUCGGAUUGGUUCGUUAAGGAAAAUAGGCAACUACGCGAGGAGGUUUAUACGCAUAUUUGCAACACCUGUAGAUUUUCGCUGAACAAACAUAAGCUUCCUACCCUUGCAAAAGUGAAUGGCUUCUCAUAUCCAGAAAUACCUCCUGGCUUACCGCCACUGGAUCCAAUUAGUGAACGAUUAAUCUCACCACGUCUGCCAUUCAUGCAAGUGCGUCGUCUGCGGCAUGACUUCUCUUAUGGAAUUAUUGGUCAAGUGAUCAACGUUCCAGUCAACGUAGAAGACAUGGUAAAAUGCUUGCCCCGGCAUUUAGAUGAGGACGACGUCAUUAAUGUCAACAUCAAACGGAAUCUCGCACACAAAACAAAUUACAUCAGCGGCUACAUGUCCAAAAGGACAAUCAAAGAAUGGUUGGAUGUACUUCAAAAUUCAAGUCUAUAUCGCUUGUACGAUAUCAAAGUAGAUUUGUCAAGGCUGCAAACUGUCGUGCCACCAGAGGAAGAUUUGCAGGAUGACUCGGCUCAUCGAAUCGAAACAAUCGCCGCCGAGUGUACUCCGGAGUCAGAAAUUCUUGCUUCCAGGCAGCAUACACUACUGUGGGACGAAGAGGAUUGCCUCGACAUCGCACCAGGACAUCGGGCCAUGCCUCUGAACAUCAUUUACGACCGUCAUGCUGAAGAACUAUCAUUUCCUGCAAUAUACUACGGCCAGCCUCGUCGCUUCCACAUGAGAGUUUCAGUGACACCUUACAUGAUGGCAACCAGUGAAUUACGACGAAGUGACAGACGCGGAGCCACGCCUCAAAAAGUCUUGUACGUUGCUAUGAAGAUUCUACGUCUCCGCAUGGUAGAUGGCAUUUACAGCACAUUUCGGAAUGUGUCAACCACGGAAAACGUAACUCGACGCAUGUUGGAGGACCCGGAAUUUCUUAAAGAAUUUGUCGUUCAAAAUCUUGCCUUCAUGAAGUCAGUACCCAAUUCCGUCCAGUAUUGGGCCUCUCGCAAACGAGAUCUGUUUGCGAUGCUCCGUAAACUAGGUAAACCGACCAUAUUUCUCACUUUAAGUGCAAACGAAGUACGCUGGUUGAUAUUACUGAACUUACUCCUCAAAUUGAGUAACAAGUAUCCUGGAAAAGUUGCUGAAGAUCUAAACACGUCAGAGCGGUGCAACUUAGUGAGCGACGAUCCAGUUACGUGCUGCAUAUAUUUCCACAAACUCGUCGGUACAUUGAUGAAUAUGCUGAAGGCAAAACAAUCAUAUAAUCCAUUUGGCCAGUACUUUGUUAAAGAUUAUUUUUUUCGCAUUGAGUUCCAGCAUCGAGGAAGCCCCCACGCACACAUUUUGGUGUGGUUGAAUAAUGAUCCACACGAGGCCGUGUCAGAAAAUAUGCCAAUGACCAUCGAGCUCGUGGAGAAGCUGAGUUCUGUCGCCAAAGAAGAUAUGCCCAACGAGACCAUCUACGCCAAUCAAAUUCACAAGCACACUUUCACCUGCACGAAGCGAGGUGAGACGACUUGCAGAUUUGGGAUCCCGUACUGGCCAAUGCCUGCUACUCGAGUCUUGGUUCCAAUGCCUCAGACUGAUGGACGCCGGUCAACAUUCCAAAAAAAAUCCAAGGAGCUACGAACGUGUCUCAGCGAACGUUCAUACCCUAGCAUGGAUGACUUUCUGAGGGAACAUGGUCUGACAUUUGAUGCAUAUCUUGAUAUAGUACGUUCAACCCUUCGCAGGCCAACUUUGUUGUUUAAACGUAACUUCGAUCAACUUAUGACAAACACGUUCAACCCUUACCUUGCUGGUCAAAUUAAUUCCAACAUCGAUAUUCAGUUUAUCUUAGAUGAAUACAGCUGCGCACAGUACGUCGUGGAAUACGUAAACAAAUCAGCUCGUGGAAUGGGUAACUUGAAUCGAGAGUUGACUAAAAUGAUGGAAGAACAUCCUGACCGCGAUUACACUGGUCAAUUAAAAGCAUUGAGUGUCAAACUUCUCAAUGCAGUUGAAAUGUCGGCGCAAGAAGCAGCAUGGUAUUUGUUACGACAGCCGAUGAGCGAAGCAAGCCGUCAAAUUGUGUACAUACCAACAGUGUGGCCCUCAGAGAGACAACGUUGCCGCAAACGUCGGAAACAAUUGGAUCGCGAAGGAAUCGCAGAGGACAGCACAGACGUGUGGACCAAAAACAUCAUUCAGCGGUAUGAAGAAAGACCUCCAUCUUUGCAAGAUGUAUAUUUGGCCGAGUUUGCGUCGUGGUAUGCUAACUCUCGUGAUUUCAUUGACAAUGAAGACGACUCGAACGUGCAUGAAGAUGACGAUCCUGAACCGCCGACUGGAGAAAGAACGACAUCGAGAGGAUAUCGCAAACGUCUGAUCGGUCGAAUCAUACGAUACAGAUGCUACGACAUAGAUGAAACUGUCAAUUAUCAACGUGAGAUGGUACUGCUGUACUUGCCCUUUCGCAACGAAGUCGCUGACAUUGUUGAUUGUAAUAAAUUUAUACAAUUAUUCAAUGACAACAAGGAAACUAUCAUGGAACGCAGAAAACUUUAUGAGAACAAUAUUGACAUCGACAAAGUGAUGCAAGAGCUAGAAGCAAUGAUGAUUUUGCAAAAUUCAGACACUUGUGUAUGGCCCACGACUUCUAUGUAGGACUAAACGUCUAAUACAGCGAGUGAAAAAUGCUUGCACUCGGUUUUGUUUUGAUGUUCCCCCAAAAGCACACGUAACUCCAUUUUUGAAUAAUUUUGGGUUACUAAAAAUGAGAUCCAGACGAAAGUAUCAUUUGGCAGGUCUACUUUUCGGUGUUUUCAAUCAAGGUAAACCGAUAUACCUUCUUAAUAAAUUCACUUGGGCGGGUGAUGGUGGUGGAACGGAGUG
This is a messenger RNA of Bicyclus anynana (squinting bush brown), 4001 nucleotides long. RefSeq lists its product as uncharacterized. Bases 126 to 3773 code for a protein of 1215 amino acids. NCBI's taxonomy places the organism in Eukaryota, Metazoa, Arthropoda, Insecta, Lepidoptera, Nymphalidae. The transcript has 3 exons. The record is from RefSeq and is a predicted model, not a curated record.